Messenger RNA from Salvia miltiorrhiza (redroot sage), 618 nucleotides. RefSeq lists its product as uncharacterized. The record is from RefSeq and is a predicted model, not a curated record. The transcript has a single exon. The coding region runs from base 1 to 618 and encodes 205 amino acids. Lineage: Eukaryota; Viridiplantae; Streptophyta; Magnoliopsida; Lamiales; Lamiaceae.
AUGGGAGCCGGGGAAACAGGAAGAUGGUUUGAAAAAAAUUUGAAAAGGAAGAUUGGAGAUGGAGGAAAUACUAAAUUCUGGCUUCAUGCUUGGAAGGGGGAGCAGACUCUUAAGUCCUUAUUCCCACGUCUUUUCCUCCUCAGCAAUAAAAAGAAUGGGAAUAUCAAUGAAAUGGGAGAAUGGAUUGAUGAGAGAUGGGUUUGGAAUCUCAAUUGGAGUAGGGAGCUCCUUGACAGGGAGGUUGAGGCUUCUCGUUCUUUGCUUAAUCAUAUUUCAGGUUUCUACCCUCUUGAAGGCUCAGCGGACAAAUGGAUUUGGAGAGCUCAUAAAGAAGGAGUCUACACCGCCAAAUCUGCAUAUCAAGCAAUUAGGGAGCAAAGAGAGGAGAGAAUGGCAGAUCCGGAGGAGAUGAAAUCUUUUGCAGACUUGUGGGAUACACCGGCCCCUCAGAAAGUCCGUGUGACAGCAUGGAGAGUCUUCAGAAAUCGACUUCCAACUUGUGACAACCUUACCAGAAGAAAUGUUUUACUUGGAGAAGUGGAGAAGGGUUGUGUGGCUUGUUUUUAUUUACAGGAGUCGACGACCCACCUUUUCGUUGAGUGCCCAAAAUCAAAAUGA